AUGUUUUGUGUUGCUUUUCUAGUCAAUAAACACAAGCCAUGGAUUGAGACAUCAUAUCAUGGAGUCAUUACGGAGAACAACGACACAGUCAUUUUGGAUCCUCCACUGGUAGCCCUGGAUAAAGAUGCCCCAGUGCCUUUUGCAGGGGAAAUCUGUGCAUUCAAGAUCCAUGGGCAGGAGCUGCCCUUUGAGGCUGUGGUGCUCAAUAAGACAUCUGGAGAAGGCCGGCUCCGUGCCAAGAGUCCCAUCGACUGUGAGCUACAGAAGGAGUACACGUUCAUCAUCCAGGCCUAUGACUGCGGUGUGGGGCCCCAGGAGGCAGCCUGGAAGAAGUCACACAAGGCUGUGGUCCACAUCCAGGUGAAGGAUGUCAAUGAGUUUGCUCCCACCUUCAAAGAGCCAGCCUACAAGGCCAUCGUCACAGAAGGCAAGAUCUACGACAGCAUCCUGCAGGUGGAAGCCAUUGAUGAGGACUGCUCCCCCCAGUACAGCCAGAUCUGCAACUAUGAAAUUGUCACAACAGAUGUGCCUUUUGCCAUUGACAGAAACGGCAACAUCAGGAACACAGAGAAGCUAAGCUUUGACAAACAACGUCAGUAUGAGAUCCUGGUAACCGCUUAUGACUGCGGACAGAAACCUGCUGCUCAGGACACCCUGGUACAAGUGGACGUGAAGCCAGUGUGCAAGCCUGGCUGGCAAGACUGGACCAAAAGGAUUGAGUACCAGCCCGGCUCGGGAAGUAUGCCCUUGUUCCCCAGCAUCCACCUGGAGACGUGCAAUGGCGCCGUGUCUUCCCUCCAGGUCACCGCCAAGCUGCAGACUAAUUACAUCGGCAAGGGCUGUGACCGUGAGACCUACUCCGAGAAAUCCCUUCAGAAAUUAUGUGGAGCAUCCUCGGGCAUCAUCGACCUUUUGCCAUCCCCUAGCGCGGCUACCAACUGGACUGCGGGACUGCUGUUGGACAGCACUGAGAUGAUCUUCAAGUUUGAUGGCAGGCAGGGUGCCAAGAUCCCCGAUGGGAUUGUGCCCAAGAACCUGACAGACCAGUUCACCAUCACUAUGUGGAUGGAACACGGCCCCAGCCCUGGCGUGAGAGCCGAGAAGGAGACCAUCCUCUGUAACUCGGAUAAAACUGAAAUGAACCGGCAUCACUAUGCCCUGUAUGUGCACAACUGCCGCCUCGUCUUCCUCCUGCGGAAAGACUUCGACCAGGCAGAUACCUUCCGCCCUGCAGAGUUUCACUGGAAGCUGGACCAGAUUUGUGACAAAGAGUGGCAUUACUAUGUCAUCAAUGUGGAGUUUCCUGUGGUCACCCUAUACAUGGAUGGAGCAACAUAUGAACCAUACCUGGUGACCAAUGACUGGCCCAUUCAUCCCUCUCAUAUAGCCAUGCAACUUACUGUCGGCGCCUGUUGGCAAGGGGGGGAAGUGGCCAAACCACGGUUUGCACAGUUUUUCCAUGGCAGCCUCGCCAGCCUCACGAUCCGUCCUGGAAAAAUGGAAAGCCAGAAGGUGAUUUCUUGUCUGCAAGCCUGCAAAGAAGGGCUGGAUAUUAAUUCCUUGGAAAGCCUCGGGCAAGGAAUAAAGUAUCACUUCAACCCUUCACAGUCCGUCCUCGUGAUGGAAGGAGAUGACAUUGGGAACAUCAACCGAGCCCUCCAGAAGGUGUCCUACAUCAACUCCAGGCAGUUCCCAACAGCAGGGGUCCGGCGCCUCAGACUCUCUUCCAAAGUCCAGUGCUUUGGGGAAGAUGUGUGCAUCAGCAUCCCAGAUGUGGAUGCCUACAUCAUGGUCCUGCAGGCUAUCGAGCCCCAGAUCACCCUCCAGGGAACAGAGCGCUUCUGGAGACCCGCUGCCCAGUUUGAAAGUCCCAGAGGAGUGACUCUCUUCCCUGACAUCAAGAUUGUGAGCAGCUUUGCCAAAACAGAAGCCUCCGGGGACACAAGAGCCACAGGCACAGCCCCCAAAUCAUCAGUCUUGGAAGAAAUGCUACACAACUUGGAUUUCUGUGACAUUUUGGUGCUUGGAGGGGACCUGGAUCCGAGACAAGAGUGCUUGGAGCUCAACCACAGUGAGCUUCACCAACGACACCUAGAUGCCACUAACUCUACGGCGGGCUACUCCAUCUAUGGUGUAGGGUCCAUGAGCCGCUAUGAGCAGGUGUUGCAUCAUCUCCGUUACCGCAACUGGCAUCCCACUUCCCUUGAGACCCGGAGGUUCCGGAUCAAGUGUUCAGAACUCAACGGGCGUUACACUAGCAAUGAGUUCAACCUGGAGGUCAGCGUCCUCCAUGAAGUCAGAGUCUCUGAUAAGGAGCACGUCAACCACCUUAUUGUGCAGCCACCGUUCCUCCAGUCUGUCCAUCACCCUGAGUCCCGGACUAGUAUCCAACGCAGCUCAGUGGUCCCGAGCAUCGCCACAGUGGUCAUCAUUAUCUCUGUGUGCAUGCUGGUGUUCGUUGUGGCCAUGGGUGUGUAUCGAGUCCGAAUCACCCACCAGCAUUUUCUCCAAGAGACUGAGGCUGCCAAAGAGGCUGAGAUGGACUGGGAUGACUCGGCCCUGACGAUCACAGUCAAUCCUAUGGAGAAACAUGAAGGACCAGGGCAUGGGGAAGAUGAGACUGAAGGAGAGGAAGAAGAGGAAGCAGAAGAAGGUGUGAGCUCCAGCAGCAGCGGAUCUGACGACAGUGAAGAGGAAGAGGAGGAAGGCACGGGCAGAGGCAAACAUGGGCAGAGUGGCACGAGCUCUCAAAACCCUGGAAAAAGCACCUGGAACACAGCAGGAGUCGUAAACAUUUGGAAGUGAAGCACGUAGCUUGUCCCUACUUGGUGAAGACAGAUCACAAAACCCCAUAUUGACUGAGCCAUACAGGAGCAGGUUGACCACACACUUCUCCUAGCUUACAGAAGUCUUUGUGGAUUCCCAUUAGUCCAGGCAGUCCUCAGACAGCUACAGACACUGGGUCUGGAUCUCUGGCAGUGAACGGUGACAGCGCUGUGCUUAGUGGCUUGCACACAUUUAGAACUAUCUGAAUAAUACCCGCAACGCUGUUUCUGCACGAUAGAGUCUGCCCACCCUACCAUGGUCUCUGCCUUUCCCUAUGGACUUGAUAGGUACUAUUGAAUCUGCCGUCUUCAGUUAUGAUGUUGGGAUGAAAUAUAAAGAUUCUGGGUGCAGCCAAUCUCAGGCCCUUCCCUCCUCCCAUCUCUGGAGAUGAUGCCACCAUUUAAAAACCUUGUGUGAGAAGCCUGUUUGUUUGAGUCUGUUGAGCCUGUUCCUCAGUGAUGGGAAAGGCCUGAGAGAGACAGGCUGCUUGCUCUACUGGAGCCUCUCUGGGGUCCACCCUGCAGAGAGACAAAGUACCCUCAUUUAUGGACCCCCCCCCUUCCACCCACUCCUGACUGGGCAGUGGCCAUUAGGUCUGAGCAGCCGGAGUAUCUUUAGCUGAAGCCAGCUUCACCUGGGGAUUAUCUAGCAUGUUCUUGGCACACAUGUUCUGAGCCACUUGAACUGCCUCCAAGAAUGAAUCUUCUUAGUCUACAAAUGUAUUUAUUUGGUAACUAUGCUACUGUGUGUGUAUGAGUCUGAUACAAUGCAAAAGCUUUGAAAUGUCUUAUUAAAAGGACUUACGAAUUUAUAGAAAAUUGAAUCUAACUUCAGAGCAGCGCAUUAUGUUGUCGGUCAAUAAGGUUGCCCAGCCACAGGGGACUGGAGUAAAACCUUACCCUCCCACGCCUUUCCUUGGUACCUUCUCCCUGCCUAAUAGCUCCACUAGAUUCUAACUGAUGCAGAGUGAAGGAUGCCGAGAGUGUACAUGUACAUAAAGAUUUAAUAGAAAAAUAAACUCUGGGAGAAUCAGUUGAGUUUCUUCCCAUGGCUGUGAUCUUAUCAUGCCCGAAUCCCAAACUCUAAAUUUCUUAACAGUUUCAAUUCUUGCAGUUUCUGAGUAAUUUGUUAAAUGCCUAU
Molecule: messenger RNA, 3966 nt
Organism: Arvicola amphibius (Eurasian water vole)
Lineage: Eukaryota; Metazoa; Chordata; Mammalia; Rodentia; Cricetidae
Gene: Clstn2
Product: calsyntenin 2
Exons: 17
Coding region: 1-2805 (934 amino acids)
Biological process (GO): positive regulation of synaptic transmission; positive regulation of synapse assembly; homophilic cell-cell adhesion
Cellular component (GO): postsynaptic membrane; cell surface
Molecular function (GO): calcium ion binding; kinesin binding; X11-like protein binding
Source: RefSeq, a predicted model, not a curated record